AUGGUGGCACUUCUGAGUGGCAGAGUUUUGAGACAGGGUGUCGAGGAGAGCCUGCAUGCUCUGGGGGCCUGCUGGGUCCAUUGCUGUCCAGAUGGUACUGCCAGGUGUGACAGUUGGAAUGAACACCUGCACCCACACCGGUUCUUCAGUUACAUUUACAGCAGCAAAGAAUGUGAGGACCUAAAAAAAGAAAACAAGUACCUAUCCAGUGAGAUUCACAUGGAGAGGAUCAUGAUGAGAACCGAGAGUGAGCUUACCAUGAGGAACCUUAGAAGCCUCAACCAGGAACUACAGGCUGAAGUUAAAGAGUUAAAACAAAAGCUGCAUCUGAGCCAGCAGAGGGUGACUAUGUGCUCCAAGGCAGUGGAGGAGGCAGACAAGUCCCGAAGUGAGGCAGAAAAGAACCGAACUCUGGCAGAGGCUCGUGCACUAGGAAGCAAAGGAGAGAGAGAUGCAGCACUGGCUGACAAAGUAGAACUUAGUGAAGAGCUACACAAUUUGAGUAAAGAGCACAAAAACACACAGCUGCUUCUGGCCCAGACUGAAAAAAAAUACUUUGAGACCAUGUUGAAACUGGACAGGGUGUCUGGAGAGAAAGAGUUUCUCCUAAAGGAGAGCAAGGAACUGGAGGAUGAGAGGAGCAAAUUACGGCAGAAUAUCAAAGAGCUGACUGACGAGAAUGCAACAAUCAAAGAAAAGGAGGUGAUCUGGAGACGCAGGGCUGCUGCUGCUGAGGAACAGAGCGAGAGGGCCAUUAAAGAGCAGCAGCAGGCUGAGCAUGAGUGCAGACUGGCCAAGAGAGAGAAAGACAAAUCAGUUAGUGAGUGUCUCAGCUGGCGGGAAAAACACCAAGCACUGGCAGACAUCUUCAGGGAGCAGGAAGACCUCAUAUCACAGAGGCAGAACAAAGCAGUAAGUCACAAUAAUGGUCCAAUUAUAGACAGAAGGUCGACUUCCAUCUGA
Molecule: messenger RNA, 963 nt
Organism: Tachysurus vachellii
Lineage: Eukaryota; Metazoa; Chordata; Actinopteri; Siluriformes; Bagridae
Exons: 6
Coding region: 1-963 (320 amino acids)
Source: RefSeq, a predicted model, not a curated record